This is a messenger RNA of Sitodiplosis mosellana (orange wheat blossom midge), 4352 nucleotides long. RefSeq names its product AP-2 complex subunit alpha (gene AP-2alpha). Bases 505 to 3285 code for a protein of 926 amino acids. The record is from RefSeq and is a predicted model, not a curated record. Lineage: Eukaryota; Metazoa; Arthropoda; Insecta; Diptera; Cecidomyiidae. Gene Ontology annotation, molecular function: clathrin-cargo adaptor activity. Gene Ontology annotation, biological process: clathrin-dependent endocytosis; intracellular protein transport. The transcript has 10 exons. Gene Ontology annotation, cellular component: AP-2 adaptor complex; membrane coat.
AUUUGUGCGGAGUAUGUUUGAAAAAAAAAUCCUUUAGAAUUGCCACGCAAAUGUGUGUGUUUCGUGGCAAGUGGGAAGCGUAAACAACAAUUGUUUUUUCGCUUGCAUUUGGCAAUGAGCCAGAUUGAAGUAACUUUUUUCUGGAAAAUUCAUAGUCAUGGUUUGAACUGAUAUUUUAAAGCACAUUUUGCUAUAUAAACUAUACCGAUUGGAUAGAGUUUAGUGAACGUCGCCGUAUCACACACAUACAGAUAAAUGUUUCCACGUAUAACAGAAUGUUUACAGCCUGACGUUGUCUGCACAUCCAAACCGAUUGACGUGAAGUUGUUAUUUUGGUUGUGAAGAACACGAAUCUCGGGAAAAAAAAUCAAUAUUUCUCAGUUCCAUUUUCAUUUGUGGAUUUAUUGAAGAAAUUCUAUAUUUUCUGCAAGAUUUAUAUAGAAGACAAAAAGGGCUCAGUUGUACAUCCAUAUCACAGUAUAACAUUAACAUCAGCAGUGAAAAAUGGCUCCAGUUAGAGGUGAUGGAAUGCGAGGUUUAGCUGUCUUCAUAUCGGACAUCAGAAACUGCAAAAGUAAAGAAGCUGAAAUCAAGCGUAUCAACAAGGAACUGGCGAAUAUUCGCAGCAAAUUCAAAGGCGACAAAACGUUAGACGGGUAUCAGAAGAAGAAAUAUGUAUGCAAGCUGCUGUUCAUAUUUUUGCUGGGCCAUGACAUCGACUUUGGGCAUAUGGAAGCGGUCAAUUUGUUAUCGUCAAACAAAUAUUCGGAGAAACAAAUUGGAUAUUUAUUCAUAUCUGUAUUGGUUAAUACGAACAGUGAUUUGAUAAAGUUGAUCAUUCAAAGCAUCAAAAAUGACUUGAAUUCGAGAAAUCCAAUUCACGUAAAUUUGGCAUUGCAAUGCAUCGCAAAUAUUGGUAGCCGUGAUAUGGCCGAAGCAUUUUCGAAUGACAUACCAAAAUUACUGGUUUCCGGCGAUACAAUGGAUGUUGUGAAGCAGUCAGCUGCAUUAUGUCUCUUGCGUUUGUUUCGCACUUGCCCCGAAAUCAUACCGGGUGGCGAAUGGACCAGCAGAAUUAUUCACUUGUUGAAUGAUCAACACAUGGGUGUUGUAACGGCAGCAACGAGUCUGAUCGAUGCCUUGGUUAAAAAGAACCCAGAAGAAUACAAGGGUUGCGUUAGUUUGGCAGUAUCGCGCCUGUCCCGCAUUGUCACUGCAAGCUACACUGAUUUACAAGACUACACAUAUUAUUUCGUUCCCGCACCGUGGCUGUCGGUCAAGCUUCUUCGUUUGCUUCAAAACUACAAUCCGGUCACUGAAGAUCCAGGUGUACGCGGUCGAUUGAAUGAGUGUCUCGAAACCAUACUGAAUAAAGCUCAAGAACCACCAAAAAGCAAGAAGGUUCAGCAUUCAAAUGCGAAAAAUGCGGUUCUGUUCGAGGCAAUCAAUUUGAUUAUACACAGUGACAGUGAACCAGCGUUGCUUGUACGUGCAUGUAAUCAACUUGGACAAUUCUUGAGUAAUCGUGAAACCAACUUACGUUACUUGGCAUUAGAAUCGAUGUGCCACCUGGCAACAUCCGAAUUUUCCCAUGAAGCGGUCAAAAAACACCAAGAGGUGGUCAUUUUAUCGAUGAAAAUGGAAAAAGAUGUGUCUGUACGACAACAGGCGGUCGAUUUGUUGUAUGCGAUGUGCGAUCGAAGCAAUGCAGAGGAAAUUGUCCAAGAGAUGUUGAAUUAUCUGGAAACAGCCGAUUAUUCGAUUCGCGAAGAGAUGGUUCUAAAGGUAGCCAUUUUGGCAGAAAAAUAUGCCACCGAUUAUACAUGGUACGUUGAUGUUAUACUGAACUUGAUUCGUAUCGCUGGUGAUUAUGUUUCGGAAGAGGUAUGGUAUCGUGUCAUCCAAAUCGUUAUCAACCGUGAAGAGGUGCAGGGCUAUGCAGCAAAAACAGUAUUCGAAGCACUUCAAGCACCUGCAUGUCAUGAGAACAUGGUGAAAGUUGGUGGCUACAUUUUGGGUGAAUUUGGCAAUUUGAUUGCUGGUGACUCCCGAUCUGCACCACUCGUGCAGUUCAAGCUUCUGCAUUCAAAAUACCAUUUAUGUUCGUCAAUGACGCGCGCCCUGUUGCUGUCAACAUACAUUAAAUUUGUUAAUUUAUUCCCGGAAAUUCGGUCGAACAUACAAGAAGUUUUCAGACAACAUAGCAAUUUGCGAUCAGCUGAUGCGGAGCUACAACAGCGAGCCAGUGAAUAUUUGCAGUUGAGCAUUGUUGCCUCGGCAGAUGUUUUGGCAACUGUAUUGGAAGAAAUGCCAUCAUUUCCUGAGCGCGAAAGCUCGAUUUUGGCCGUUUUGAAAAAGAAGAAGCCGGGCCGAGUACCGGAAAAUGAAAUUCGCGAUUCGAAAAGUCCAUUGCCGAAUCAGAAUAAUACUCACACCGCAAAUCACAAAUACAACAAUAACAAUGGGAAUAAUGCUGAUUUGUUGGGCCUAAGUACACCACCAUCAAACCAGAAUUCACAUCAGAGUGCACUAAUUGAUGUUCUCGGUGACAUCUACAACAACUCCUCCGUUCACAACAACGCAAAGAAAUUCGUCUUUAAAAACAAUGGGGUGCUAUUCGAAAACGAUUUACUUCAAAUUGGUGUGAAGAGUGAAUUCCGUCAAAACUUGGGCCGAUUGGGUUUGUUUUAUGGCAAUAAAACCCAAGCAGCACUUGAGAAUUUCCAACCAGUUUUGUCAUGGCCAGCUGAAAAUUCGUUGAAACUAAAUGUUCAAGUAAAACCUGUUGAACCAACUCUGGAAGCCGGUGCACAAAUUCAACAAAUGCUCACCGCUGAAUGUAUAGACGAUUUCACAGACGCUCCAUCCCUUGAUAUAUCGUUUAAAUAUAAUGGUGUGCAGCAAAAAUUCAAUGUUAGGCUACCGUUGACUAUCAAUAAAUUUUUUGAGCCGACUGAAAUGAAUAGCGAAUCGUUCUUUGCGAGAUGGAAGAAUUUGGGCGGAGAGCAACAACGAGCACAAAAAGUAUUCAAGGCACAAACUCCACUUGAUUUGGCCGCUGCAAAGAAUAAGUUGUUAGGAUUCGGAGUACAGCUUUUGGAUGGCAUUGACCCAAAUCCGGACAAUAUGGUGUGUGCAGGCAUUAUUCAUACACAAGGGCAACAGGUUGGAUGUUUACUUCGAUUGGAACCGAACCGCCAAGCACAGAUGUUCAGAUUGACGAUUCGAUCGAGUAAGGAGUCUGUAACCAACGAAGUAGCAGAUCUGCUUGUUGACCAAUUCUAAGGGAAUGUACAUUUUUUAGACAAACAAAUAUUGCAAAGAAUGUUCUUUGUUAUAUUCGCUCCGAAUUUCUGUGAGGAUACAAAAUAGAUAAUAUAAUAUCGAAAUAUUCAUUAGAUGAAUCAAAGAGAAAAACAUCCAGCUCCAUAAAAUAAAUAAUACUUGUUGUUUUGAAUAUAUAAACAUUAAAUAAUUGGUUAAACUUUCUUGAAAGUUUUUGUUGAACCAAAUUUUCUGAAGUAACCGCAUAAAAUACAUUCAGUACUUCAUCAUUAUAUGUCAGAGUUCGUUGGAACAACGUUUGGUCAACAUUUAAUAUUACUUUCGAGUCAAAAUAAGCCUAUUUCUGAAACAAACACUACAACGGUGCAUAAAAAAAGCAAGUUAAAAAUACACACACAAUAAUCGCGUUAAGUGUUUAAGAUCAUAUUAAUAAAAAAAAAUAACUAUAUUAUACGCAUAAACAAAACAUGAUAGUAUAAUAAUUUUAUUCGUUAUGCAUCAAAAAGUGAAAAAUGUUUUGUUAUCAAAUAAAAGUGGAAAUUUAUGGCAAAUUUUAGAUUUAAGGCGUCAUUAUUUGAAACAAUCACCGUUUCAUGACAGUUGGGAAGAAUAUGAUUACAUUCCUUGUAAAAAUAAAUAAAAAUAACAAUAAUAAUGAUUGAUUAAAUUAUAGAGAAGAGAAAAAAACUAUAACUUGAAUAUAGCUUAAGCGCUGAAGAAAAUAUUGACAACAGCAAACGAUAUAAAAUUCCGAAUUCCCAGAGAAACCCUCUUAUUCACUAGUUUGCAAACUAUCACUUCAAAAACUGACACAUAUGAUAAUCUCAAUGCUCGAGGCCACUUAGGAUUUCGAAUAUUAUUUUUUGGGGAAUAAAACUAGAACAAAAUCUUAUUUAAAUAACUCAAAUUUAAGUUUCAAAAAUAGCAGAAUUGAACUGAGAUAAGAAUAGAAUCGCAAAUCAUGACCAAAAGAGAAUAGGACACUUAACGCUGUAUCAAACGAAACGAUUUUGAAGAUUGUAUUAAGACCAAAACUCAAAAAUCGAAUAAAAAUUGGUUCUACCUUA